Molecule: messenger RNA, 1574 nt
Organism: Dermatophagoides farinae (American house dust mite)
Lineage: Eukaryota; Metazoa; Arthropoda; Arachnida; Sarcoptiformes; Pyroglyphidae
Product: solute carrier family 41 member 1
Biological process (GO): monoatomic cation transport
Cellular component (GO): plasma membrane
Molecular function (GO): monoatomic cation transmembrane transporter activity
Source: RefSeq, a predicted model, not a curated record
UAGAUAAAAAAAAAUGAUUUUAUUGUUUUAUGAUUGUCAUUUUCACGAAAAUAUAGUCUCAUUUUGAAUUAGGUUAUGUAUUAGUGUAGAUCCUAGAGUUUGGAAAGAGAAACAAAAUGAUUGAAAAUAUUGAUGAUCAGCCAGCCUAUCAAGCACAAAGUUCAUGGACUGUUUUCCGUCAAAUGAUCAUUCCGUUUUUCCUAUCUGGCCUAGGUUGUGGUGCUGCCGGAAUCGUAUUGAAUCAUGUGGCUGAAUGGCCAGUAUUUAUUGAUAUACCACAAAUAUCGAUUUUGGUGCCUGCAUUUAUCGGUAUGAUCGGUAAUAUUGAAACAACUUCGGCAUCACGUUUGUCCACAAUCGCCAAUCUUGGUCGAAUGGACGAUUGGAAGAAUAUCGGUAAUGUUAUAACCGGAAAUUUUAUGGUCAUCGAAUGUCAAGCAUCAUUGAUGGCAAUGUUUGCUGCAUUAAUGGCAUUGGCAAUAUCAACAUUUCGUGAAGCUACCAGGGACAAAAUAACACUCGAAACGGCAUUAAUUUUGUGCGCCGGUUCGGUUGCAUCUUCAAUUUUGGCAAACACAUUAAUAGCAUCGAUAGUCACCAUUCUGGUUAUCAUUGGUCGUCGUUUAAACAUCAAUCCAGAUAAUAUAUCUGCACCGGUUGCAGCAUGUAUGGGUGAUGCUUCAACGGUGGCCAUUCUGGCCAAUGUUCAUCGUUUACUAUACAGUCUGAAUCCAACAUAUCAGCUAUAUAUUUCGGGAAUUAUUUUAACAUUUACAUUAGUUAUUAUGGCACCAGCAUUUAUAUUUUUGGCUCGUCGUAACCAAUAUACAAGAUCCGUAAUCUAUUCCGGUUGGAUUCCACUUUUAGUUGCCAUAAUUUUAUGUAAACCAGCCGGUCUUGUUAUGGAAAUAUCAAUGGAACAGUGGCCAGUUAUAUCAACAUUUUUUCCAUUAAUUGAUGGUGUUGGUGCUCAAGUGGCCGGUAUACAAACUAGCCGUAUAUCAACUUUUUUACAUACUACAGCUGAACAUAAAACAACAGCAAAACAAAAUUCUGAUGAUGUAAAACAAACAAAAUGGUUUUUCAGUCCAAUACAUGUAUUUUUUUCACAAGAAAUUCAUUCAAAAUUAGCACGUAUGUUGGUCAUGAUUACACCGCCAGCACAUUUGAUUUUCUUGGCCAUUAUUUAUGGCAUUCAACAUUUAUUGAAUGAAUCAUCAUUUCAUUUUACAGCAUCAUUCAUCAUAAUUCAUUUGAUUGCUGUAUUUCUUCAAAUAAUCAUAUUAUUAUAUCUAUCAUAUUUAGCCGUAUUUUGGACAUGGAAUCAUAAUAUUAAUCCAGAUAAUUCUGUUAUGCCAUUAGCAACAACAUUAUCGGAUUCAUUGGGAAUUUUUUUUGUUACUUUAGGUUUUCACCUGUUGAACACAUUGAAUGAUAUAAAUACAUUGUCAUCAUCAUCAUCAUCAUCAUGAUAAUGAUAAUUUGUUCUAUAUUAAUAAAAAUAGAACAUUACAUAAUAAAUAUUAUCGAAUGAUAUGUAUUGAUCGAUUUAUUGAUAUGAAGUUUGAAGAGAG